GUUCGAAUAACAUAAAUGGAUACUUAAAGAUAUGCUGAUAUUUAUUGAGGGGCCAGAAAGCUACCAUUUAACAAUCAAGUUGAUAUAUUAAGACACAUAAAACACUAAAAUGACUGUUCAUUUUGUGAAAAUGAGGAAACACCAAUCUACAGUUCAACAGUCAAAUUGAUAAAAAAAUAAUUUGUUGAACGAUCAAUUUGGUCAACAAGACCUCUCUUUAAAGCAAAAAGUUGAUCCACAAAUCUUAAGUUUAGCAAUCAGUUGAUCUCCCUGUAAACCACUUUAAUGAGUGUCCACUCUGUGAAAUACUAUGACGUCGAGAGGACCCUGAGCAGACUGGCGAUGAAUUAUGAUAGGGAACGCAGUCUACUUCCACCCAGCACAGCGGAGAGUGCUACACGCCUCGACAGAAUGCGUGAAUACUCAUAUGCCCUCUCAGCAAGAACUCAGUAUUCCCGACCAGGUAGGACAAACUUGUCGGCAAUACCCGCCAAUUCUCCGCCAAGCAACACCCCAGUGCCAACCGCUACGCAGACAAAGCAAAAGAGAAAGGUCGCUAAGUCGAUGAGUACCGAUAUCCAGUGUAGUCCAUGUAGCAGGGAUAAUUUGCACCACGACGCAGCCGGGUAUUGCAUUGAGUGCAGCGAAUACUUCUGCGAGAGCUGCAUCAAACAUCACAAAAAUCUCAAAAUCACCAAGAACCACACCAUGCAAGAUCGUCGAAAGAUGCCGAAAGUUCAGAAAUAUGACCCAGAGGAAGAAAUUAUAGAAAUAUGCGAGGAACAUCCAAUGGAGCUGAUACGAUUUUUCUGUAAAGAUCACGAUGAACCGAGCUGUCGGAUUUGUGCCACUCUCAAGCAUCGAGCCUGCAGCACUCUGGUCUUCAUUCCUGAUCUCAAGUCCAAGGAAACCAACAAGAGCUGCGUGAAUACCAUUAAACAAAUGAACGCACUCGCUGCGCAGUUUGAGACUGCCCGUGAAGAAACUGAGCGAACGAUGAAGACGCUUGAGAUUAAGAAACAUGACUAUGAGCAAAGCAUGCUGAAACUUCACCAAGACUUCAUAGACCAUCUGCAUUACCUGGAGCAGCAAGCUAUGUCGAAUAUGGAGACACUGUAUCAGGACCAGCAAGGGUACAUAUCUGCUAGGGUGGGCUCAUGUAGCGAGGCGAUCAAAACCCUUCAGCAGGCCACACAACACCUAGACUCUGCCAAGAAAAACGGCAUCGAAAGCAAAGUCUUCCUUCAGAUGAAAAAGAUUAAAAAGCAAGUAAGACACUUUGAGGAGCUGCUGGCAGAUAUCCAAAAGAAAAACAAAGAAGCUCUGAAUUUCAAGUUCAAAGCAGAUCCUAAAGUUAAGGAGUUCCUGAAGAUGACGGAUGUUCUCGGAACUCUUGAUAUAGUACAGGCACCAGGAAAGACUGUGACGACGCUGAAACAUUUCAAAGUCAACUCCCAAAGUGAUGCCUAUGAUGUGUCUGACGUCACAGGGUCGUGUUUCCUGUCAGACGGACGUCUAAUCCUUGCUGACAUGUAUAACGAGAGUCUGAAAGUCGUGGACACAAGUUUCGCACUGGUGACCCAAACCAAGCUAUCCACAGAGCCUUGGGAUGUGUGCCCCAUUUCCGAUACUCAAGUCAUUGUCACUCUGCCUAAAGAGAAAAAACUCCAGUUUUUCAACAUUGGUUCAACCAUACAACCGCUCAAAAAGAUAGGCAACAUUCCAUCUUUAAAAAGCAGUCAGUACUUUGGUGUAGCAUACUACAAAGAGAGGCUUUAUGUAACAUGCCCAAAAGAAACACCCCCAUGCAUCAAAAUCCUGGAUAUGAAUGGGGCCCCAGUCCAUGAAAUUGCAAACAGCAACCAAGAACAGCCAAUCUUCAGCGAUCCAUUGUUCAUAGCAGUGCAAAAUGAUGGGAAGACUAUCUACGUCUCUGACAGCGGAAACAACACAAUCGUAACGAUAGACACCAGGAACGACGAGGUAAAGCACACACACCAAAUGGCAGAUGGCAACCACCCAGGUGGACUUGUAGUGCUCACAGAGGGGGACGUAUACACCUGUGGCUUCAAGUCAAAUAACGUUCUCCGCUUUAAUGCCAGGGGCCAGUAUCUGGAAGAACUCAUUACAAAUCAAGGGGGGCUACUCUCACCGCAGUCAAUAUGCUAUUGGUCACAGGGGAGACAACUUGUGGUCACCAUGCAGAAAUCAAACAUCGUCAAAGUAUUUCAAGUUUCAUAACUGAACUAUAAAUAUUAUAGCGAAAUAGGAUUUUCACACUCAACUCUUGACACUCAGAAAUGCCAAUGGAAUUUGUAUUGUAUAUCCUUCAAUAGGAUGUUACUGUUGACAACUGCCUAAAUUUGUUUGUUGUUGUUUUCUUUAUUGAACUGUUUAUUAUUACAAUUAUUGUGUGGGUUAUUUUAAAUAAAUGUAUGCUUUUGUUUUA
Molecule: messenger RNA, 2449 nt
Organism: Dreissena polymorpha
Lineage: Eukaryota; Metazoa; Mollusca; Bivalvia; Myida; Dreissenidae
Exons: 2
Coding region: 286-2241 (651 amino acids)
Biological process (GO): positive regulation of DNA-templated transcription
Cellular component (GO): chromatin; nucleoplasm
Molecular function (GO): zinc ion binding; ubiquitin-protein transferase activity
Source: RefSeq, a predicted model, not a curated record